Messenger RNA from Chenopodium quinoa (quinoa), 890 nucleotides. RefSeq names its product DNA topoisomerase 1-like. The record is from RefSeq and is a predicted model, not a curated record. Gene Ontology annotation, biological process: DNA topological change. Gene Ontology annotation, molecular function: DNA topoisomerase type I (single strand cut, ATP-independent) activity; DNA binding. NCBI's taxonomy places the organism in Eukaryota, Viridiplantae, Streptophyta, Magnoliopsida, Caryophyllales, Amaranthaceae. The transcript is spliced from 4 exons. The annotation marks the transcript as partial.
GUCCUUUUGAAGGGAGGCCCUUAUGGGUCUUAUGUGCAGCUUGGUGAAGAUAGAAAAGGAUAUCUGCCCAAACGAGCAUCUGUAUCUCUGAUCAAGGAUUUGGGCUCGAUAACGCUGGAACAUGCUAUCGAUUUGCUUCGUUACCCUAUUACACUGGGAAAUCAUCCUGUAGAUGGCCUGCCAAUACAAAUAAAGAUCUCAAAAACAGGAUUUACCAUAAGGCAUCGACGUAACAUAGCUCCUGUGCCAAAGAGUGUGAUCGCUAAUGAUAUUGAUAUGGAGAAAGCUUUGUUGUUACUUAAUGGACCGGAUGUUAAAAGAUCUGGUCGACCAAAGGGUAAAAAGCGCUUGGAAGAAGAAGAAGCUGUCGAUGACAUUUAGGAUGUUGCCGGGGCAACAUGCUACUAUACAGACAUACCUUCUAAAAGCUUGAUACUUUUUGAUUAGUAUUUAGCUUUCAGGCAAUUCAGCAGCAAUCAUCGGCUUCAAAGAGCUGAUACACUUACAUAACAGCCCGGAUAUAGUAUGUUAAGCUGCGCAGUAAGAUGUACAAUCAAAGCAGCAUCGCGAGGGGCUGUAGUCAUGUGCUAUGUUGAGCAAAUUAGUGUUAGAUGGUUCUGAUUCUUUUUAAUCAUCAUUAGUCGCCCGUCCCUAUUUUUGGCUUCCGAUCACGGGCAUGUUUUAUUUGUUUGUCCAUAGUUUUAGUCUAUAAAGUAGAGUGUAUCUUUAGGGUUAUAAUCAAAAGAAGUUCCAAUUCCUUGAUAAUUGAUUAAUAUAGUUGUCAAUUUCAUUCCUACAUUAUAGGCUUUUACGAGUAAAUUGCUUUAUUUAUGUAAUAAGAUCAAAUUAAAAUCCUUUUGUUUUUAAGAGUGCUUUGAAUUUGAAGAUAA